UUGUUUCAUUCCGAGGUCAUUUGAUAAACAAGUUGAUAGCUCUAACAACCUUAGCCGCGGGUUUUGGGCAGCUUAGACGAACGGAAUUCCAAUUUUGUUCUGUUUUUUACCAUAUUGAUGUAGUUUUUAUAUUUACUACAGAGAUACUUCGAGAAGGCGGGCCCGGAUUCUGUUUUCUUGCUUGCAGUUCAAGAUAUUACUGAUAUGAAUGAAUGAAGGUCAGUAUGAUCCAGACUAGGCCCAACUAAAUGAUUUCUGACAAGACAUGUCCUUUUAGUAUUUUGUAAGAUAAACUAAGUUUAAAAAUGGCUCAGGACACCUUGAGAAACGGCGAAGCAAUGCAGCCACCAUUCGACUCUGCAAGGACAUCUAAAUCAACCAUUUGCCCGCCAUUAUCAACUAAAGUGAGCACAACGUCAAGCGAAGUAUUGCAUGGAUCACCUGCCUUUGGUCAUGAAAAAGUAACAAAUAAAUUAUCAAUGGAGCAAAAGUCAACAAAGAUUCAAUCAACUGCUGAAACUGACUUUGACAGGAGAGAAUUUUCAAGUGCCAUCCGAAUGGAUACUGACAUUGUCUGUAAUCAAAGCUGUUUGACAGUAGAGAACCAGUCACACGAGGUCGUAAAUAGACAAGUUUCGUCGUCAAGUUUAUGCAGCUGGAGUAGCUUUGACACUUCAAUUACUGAUGACAAUCUGAGUGAUAGUGAAAACACUGAAAACAAUGAAGCAUCUGAAGCACUGAGUAUAAAACCUGGGAGGCAGAAAAAGCUGUGGGGACAAGUCAGAAAAGCCAUUCACUGGUCUCCGUUUAUUCAGUCAUACAAAAAGAAGUACCCAUGGGUCCAACUAGCUGGGCAUGAUGGGUCUUUUAAGGCCGGUAAACACGGAACAAUUCUGAAAAAAGCAUCAAGCAAUGAAAUUGAAUGUUUGUGCAAACUAAUGAAAGAUGUUCUAAGACCAUACAUUCCUGAAUAUAAAGGACAGGUCCAUGAAAAUGAUGAAUCUUUUACAGAAAUGGAAGAUUUAUUGGCAGAUUUUGAUUCACCUUCAGUCAUGGACUGCAAGAUUGGAAUAAGGACCUAUUUGGAAAAAGAAUUGUCUGCAGCCGGAAAACAACCCAAGAUAAGAAAGGAUCUGUACGAAAAAAUGAUUGCUAUAGAUCCAACGGAGCCUACAGAUGAAGAGAGAAAACAAGGAGGAAUAACUAAACCAAGGUACAUGCAAUGGCGUGAAAUGCUCAGCUCUACAGCCACUCUUGGCUUUCGAAUAGAAGGCAUUAAGAAAAGUGAGCAAAAACCGUGUAAAGAUUUCAAACAGACAAAGACGAAAGAAGAUGUUGGCAAAGUCUUUGCCAAUUUUAUCACAAAAAGAAAAGAUUUGAAGGAAGGAUACCUGCAACGACUUAAAGCGAUCAGAGCCACCCUUGAAAGCUCGCCGUUUUUUUCAUUGCACGAGGUAAUUGGUAGUUCGCUGCUUUUUGUCCACGAUUCAGGAGGUAAAACAGGCAUCUGGUUAAUUGAUUUUGGAAAAACGACACCUGUUCCUCAAAAUUUGCCUUUGAACCAUCGAGAUGAAUGGAAAGAAGGCAAUAGAGAAGAUGGCUAUCUAACCGGACUUGACAAUAUGAUAGAUAUAUGGGAGAAAUUGGUUACACAACAAGAAUGAGUUACAAACAUUCUUGUAUAGUUUUCUCGGGCACUCUUGUUUAGGUCGCUUAGGUUCUCAAAGUAUAUUAUAUAAACUCUUAUGGAAAUGGGGAUUUUAUGGACACAUGAAAAUUAUACGAAAAAUAACAAAUUGAGAAGCAAAGAAUGACUGGUGCAGCUGUUUCCCCAGGUUUCACAACUAUCUCCACCUCUAAAAGGAGACCAGUAAAUACAACGAUAACCUUGUUUAUGACAGCCAGAGUGGCUGUCGCCAUUAAGUCUGGUUUCCACGUCAAUGGCUGCAAUCGUCAAUCUUUGUCCGAAUCUGAUGUUUGUUGAAGCUUCUACCUUGUUCAUGUUUUAAUUCACACGUGGGUAGUCAAAGGUACACAUCGCUGCAAGCAAAUGUCUGAACGAUGCCACGACACCAUUAAUUGUGUAUCUUCCACUGCAUCAGAACCUAGGGCCUUAGUGAUGUCAAGUUGUAUUUGCAUCAGGCAUUGCUAUAACAUAAAAGACCGAUUCAUUUUACCUAAGGUAUAGUAAGUGUAUUCAUACUCCUUAUUUGUCCUCUCUAUCUUUAGUUAAAACAUGUUUGUAUAUUGUAACUUCACCUAUUUAUUUAUUAUUUGCACAGUAGUUCACUA
This is a messenger RNA of Rhopilema esculentum, 2292 nucleotides long. RefSeq names its product inositol-trisphosphate 3-kinase B. The record is from RefSeq and is a predicted model, not a curated record. Gene Ontology annotation, biological process: inositol phosphate biosynthetic process; phosphatidylinositol phosphate biosynthetic process. Gene Ontology annotation, cellular component: nucleus; cytoplasm. NCBI's taxonomy places the organism in Eukaryota, Metazoa, Cnidaria, Scyphozoa, Rhizostomeae, Rhizostomatidae. Gene Ontology annotation, molecular function: inositol hexakisphosphate kinase activity.